CUAUGUGCGUACGCUGCAUGCUGUAUAAAAGCCUCUGCAGGCUGCUCUCUGAUGUUUUGUGCCGGUAGCUGCAGCUUUGAGGAAUAUCUGUAGAGCAUAUAGAAGAUUCAGCGAGCACGGAUUGCUGUCAGUGUGUAACCGCGAGCACAUAGGGCGUUGCAGUACCAUGGCUACACAGAUGUAUCUUCUCUUGCUUGUCCUUCCUAUUCUGGCAUCAGAAUCAACUUCCGUAAAUCCUGGCUGCAGAAUCCGGAUCACGUCCAAAGGGCUACAGUUUGUGAAACAAGAAGGUCUGAAGUUUGUGGAAGAAGAACUGGAGAACAUCACAAUACCAGAUCUAAGUGGCAAUGAGGGAAAGUUCACUUACGCCAUAAAUAAUGUCCGGGUCACGCACCUGCAUCUUGCCCUCUCGGAGUUGUCGUUCCAGCCGCACAAGCAGCUAGUGCUUGACAUUAACAAUGCUUCCAUCCGCCUGACCUUCCAGCGCAAGCUACUCUACUGGCUCUUUUAUGAUGUGGGAAUGAUAAAUGCCUCUGCGGAAGGUGUACAUAUUAAAACUGAGCUAGACCUUACAAGAGAUGCAAGUGGACGGCUAAAGAUUAGCAACAUGACCUGUGAUGCUUCCAUCAACAGAAUGCAUGCUGGAUUUAGUGGGACUUUAAGGCGGGUGUAUGAGUUUCUUGCAACAUUCAUAACUACAGGAAUGAGAUUUCUCUUGAACCAGCAGAUCUGUCCAGCACUCAGACAUGCGGGAAUGGUUCUUCUGAACUCUCUACUGGAUACAGUACCUGUGAGAAAUGCCGUUGAUGAUUAUAUUGGGAUUGAUUAUUCACUCCUUAAUGAUCCAGAUGUGUCACAAGACAGUAUGGACAUGGACUUUAAGGGUAUGUUCUUCCCGCUAGAUUCACCAAAUGUUUCAAUCCCCAACAUAUCACCCCCACUGCACAUAAAGCAGCAGGAGCGCAUGGUGUACAUAGCUCUUUCAGAGUACUUUUUUGACUCUGCUAUGUAUGCUUAUUACAAGUCGGAUGUGCUCAGUAUUGAAAUCACAGGUGACAAGAUGCCCAAAGACCUAGAAGUUUUGUUGCGUACCUCAUACUUUGGAAGCCUUAUGCUACUGGAUCCUUCUGUAGCUGAGGCCCCUAUGAAGAUGGAACUGAAAGUCUCCACACCGCCACGCUUCACUAUCAAGCCUUCAGGGACCAGUGUUUCGGUUAACUCCAUCCUAGACAUUUAUCUUACUCCAGAGAACCAGCCUCCUGUGCAGCUUACAAGUAUGACCAUGGAAGCUCGCCUAAACGCCAAAGUGACACUGAAAAAGAGGAGCUUACAAGUCCAUUUAGACCUCCGGAGGUUCAGAAUAUACUCAAACAAAUCAGCCCUGGAGUCCCUAGCACUCAUUCCUCUCCAAAGCCCACUAAAGACCCUUCUACAGUUGACUGUGAUGCCCAUCCUUAAUGAGAGAACUAAGAGAGGCGUUAGCAUUCCUUUGCCAGAGGGGCUGGACUUCACACGUGAAACUGCUUCACAUCAAAUGGGAUUUAUUCUCAUUGGUGGAGACCUGCACUUCUCCAUGAGUCUGCGGGAAGUCAUUGACAAAUAUCGUCCAUCUCCUACCAGUCCAGCAAGUACGACCCCUGGACCCAAUGAGUCCAUUUAAAUUCCUCUGAGCCUGAAUUCAAAAAUGAAUGGAACAAUGGGACGCAAAAGGAUGCAAGGAAAGAAAUCUAAAAGAAUGGGAAGAAAACACAAGGGAAUGAUAAAGAAUACAAGUUAGUUGGGUGAUACUGAAUCAGGUGUGCUUAGGGAGUACAGAAUGGAGUGGUCUCAGUUACACUGCUUACUUUAAUAGUAAGGAAGGUAAGGUUGGUGAAGACUUCUACAAAACCUCCAAUCUGCUUCUGCUCAUUCUCAUAAUAGUACCAGGGCCGAUUUUGAACCUGCAACUGCGCACAGAAGAAAGAGUAUCACACACCAGGAACGAUAUCACACAAACACACACACACACACACAUGCUUAAGUAUCUAUAUUACUUUAAUAACCUUAUAAUAAUGCAAAAUUACACUAAGUUAAAAGGCAUCUAUGCAAGAGUCAGCACUCCAAGACCUGAGCUAUUACUCCCAAUAAUAGCUGUCCAAGACACUCCACUGAACCUUCUGUCUCCCGCAUAUAUAUAUAUUUACUUACUGGCUGGUUCAGAGAGUGCACAAACCAGUUAGCACCCAGAAAGUUACAGGCCAUGUCCACAUCUCCAUAAUACAAUAAGAUACGGUAUUUCUAUAAAGAAAAAAGAUUUCCAGUUACUUUUAUAUAUCACUGUAAACCACAUUUAAAACAGAACACAUAUGAUGCAAAACAAAGUCACUAUUUCCUAGUGUUGAUGUUACUUGCAAAGAUCAAAUGUAUCAAAAGCCAGAUGUCUAUGUAUAAAGCAGAAUGUGUAUCUAAACAAACACACCUGAUCUCGGUUUCUGGUGCUAUCAGUUACUCUCUUCUAGGGCCAAUGAUCAAAAACUCCCCGGCAUGGAGAGAAAUCAUGCAAAACCUUCGGGGGCUUUUUUUGAGCAUUAUAUUGUAUUGUCUGUGUCUCUUCCUCACAUCCAGGACUCUGUAUAGCUAUAUAAACAACUCUUAAGAUAAAAUGUGCCUUUCUAAAAUGUAUUUAGGGGCCUCACAUUACUGAAGAAACCUCUAAGAUCAUUAGGCCCCCAGUCUAUGUCACUUUAUCCUUGAAUUAAAAAAAUAGGUUUUGGGAAGGGAAUAAGUAGAAUAAGAGAUUUAAAAUGAACCCUCCAACCAAUAGACAAGCAGCUGAAAAACCAGUGUGUAGGUAGUUGUGGGACGGGGCAAUGUGGGCAGUCACAAUGGAUACAUGUAAACAAAUCUAAAUACUUCUGCACACAGGGAUGUGAUGUGUCUUUCAGUGCAUGACAGGCUGUACAAUUAAAGAAAAGGGAAAAUGAUAGGAUUGUGAAGAACAAUUAAGUAACAAAACACAAUUUCCAUGGCAUGCUCAGUGGUAACUCCUCCUUCAUUUAAGUAAAGGGUUAAAAUCAGAAAAAUGAAUUUGUUACCUUUAUUACAUUAUUAUUUAACAUUACCAGUAAGCUAUAUCUAGAUGUAUAUAACCGUAAAUUAACUAUAUAAUGUUUGACAACUUUUCUCCCUAGUCUAGUCUUGUAGAUGUUCUGAAAUUCAGAUGAUAAUACCCAACUGCAUUCCUGGACUUCAUCAUUGUGUCAAUGUAUAAGGUCUUUGAAAAGACCAGCUGAUCUUGCUCCCCUUGGUGGCUCUAGGGGGAGCUAAAUCCUUAUUUUAUCACUACCAACUUUUAAAAGUGCCAACAACUAUAUAAUGCUUGUAUUGAAUUGAAUUGAACAUUUUCUUAUUAAACUAUUGCUCACCUUUACCUAUGUGUUUAACCCAUGCAAAGGAGUUAAACACAUAAAGUCAGUGCCGGGCCAAUAAUACAUUACUGGUGUUGAACAUUACAGCUGCCAAUCACUGGCGGUGUUCAGCUGAGGAUCAGCAGUGUAUUGUUUGCCUGGAGCUGACUUUAGCUAGUUUAAUUCAUUUGAGGAUUUAAAUACAUAGCUAAGAGUACAAUAAGGACAUUCUCUAAUGCAUUAGAGCAUUUUCUUUUUUCUGCUAUAUGUCAAUUUCAAUAAGGAAAGAAACAGACUGCUGCAUAAGUACAGUUGGAAUUGAAACUUCAUUUUAGAGCAUCAUAAGUCUGCAGAAACUGGCCAAAUUUACUGACUCAGACGUGAAUUCAUACAGAGCCUAAUGACUGAUGUUAUCUCCAGCGUCAUCUGCAAGUGACAAAAUAAAGCCAUAUUUUAUAGUCAGGAACAAGAAUGUAACUCUGAAAAGAAAAUAUGGAAAUGAAAAGAAGGAUCUAUUGGUGCUUCCAGACACAAUCUCUAAAAAGAUGGAAAGGCCCUACCUAAAGCAGGAGAGACUCUUCACUGUCCCUCGAUUUUGUUUUAUAUGUUCUGCAGUUCAUGGUUUAUAAUUUCUUCAAAACAAUGUGUGCAUUUUAGACUCUGCUUCAAUAAAGCUUGAAAUUAAAAAUAAAAAAAAUGAAAAGGCCAAAA
Molecule: messenger RNA, 4097 nt
Organism: Bombina bombina (fire-bellied toad)
Lineage: Eukaryota; Metazoa; Chordata; Amphibia; Anura; Bombinatoridae
Gene: PLTP
Product: phospholipid transfer protein
Exons: 17
Coding region: 167-1660 (497 amino acids)
Biological process (GO): high-density lipoprotein particle remodeling; phospholipid transport; ceramide transport
Molecular function (GO): phosphatidic acid binding; phosphatidylethanolamine transfer activity; diacylglycerol binding
Source: RefSeq, a predicted model, not a curated record